Messenger RNA from Macrobrachium nipponense, 729 nucleotides. RefSeq lists its product as uncharacterized. NCBI's taxonomy places the organism in Eukaryota, Metazoa, Arthropoda, Malacostraca, Decapoda, Palaemonidae. The transcript has 4 exons. Bases 1 to 546 code for a protein of 181 amino acids. The record is from RefSeq and is a predicted model, not a curated record.
AUGGAGAGGUAUGACCCUAUCUUCAUAUCAUAUAAACACUACUCCACGGUCGGUGGGUAUCAAACACUCCAAGUUAUCUUCAAGAGUAACAACGACGCUAAAGCUAACUUAGCCAAGAUGAAAUUCCUGAUUGUAGCUUCAUUCUGCGUGGCAAUGGCUCUUGGUCAAAAUGUGAUUCAGCCAAGACCAAACGUCCGAACUUUACCUGCUGAAGCCCGCAAAGAGGCUCCGGGUCAAUGCUACGGAUUCACUGCCAGAAGGGCCUUCCCUGUGGGUCAGUCUUGGCAACUGACUCCCUUCUGUGGCAGAGCCACCUGCCUCCAGCAAGGGAACCAGCUGCUCGAAAAGGUGGAAGACUGUGGCUUUGAGCCCAAGCCAUCUCCCGGCUGUCGAGUCGUGAACGAAGCCGACCAAGCUAAGCCAUACCCAGCCUGCUGCCCCGUGUAUGCAUGCCAGCCAGGUGCCACACUCCAGUAUCCAACUGAGCAAGAGCUGAGGGCUGCUGCACAGCAGAAUGCUCAGGCUGCACAAGGUGCACAGGGAUAAUUACUCAAUCAGUAGUCAAGAAAUAUUCAUCUGAAGCAUUCCCUUACGAUUCUUUAACUUAUUCAUUGUUCUGGAGAAUGUUACUGCCAUAUUUCUAAAGAAAUGUUGCAGAAAGGUCUUUGUUUGGAUUGUUAAAAAAUAUAUAUUUUUUCAUAUACAAAUAAAUAAAAUUAUUUAUCUUAU